Molecule: messenger RNA, 1212 nt
Organism: Tetrahymena thermophila SB210
Lineage: Eukaryota; Ciliophora; Oligohymenophorea; Hymenostomatida; Tetrahymenidae
Exons: 1
Source: RefSeq, a predicted model, not a curated record
AUGUUCUUAAACCUUGAAAGUUAGAAAGACAGUUAAAAAAUAAUCCUAAGGGAUCAUUUUCAAACAGAAGCAGCUGAUUAAAGAAGAUAGUUAAACUUUAAUGCUUAAUUCAAGUAAAAUAAGUAAAGAAAGAUUGUCUAAAGAAAGUAAAAGAGCUGCGAUAAAGAAAAUAACUAAAAGUAGAUUGAUUUAGAUUUUAUGAAAGUUAAUUCAUUGGCUUUGGCCAAAAAGGGAUCAUUUAAAGUUUCUUACUUAGAAGAUUUUACUAUAAAUUUUGAUAAGAAUAACAAAUCAUCCAUUCAAUAAUAAAAGACACAAACUAUAAACAAUCAAAAUAAAUUAUCUCCUUUACCAAAAAUGCACUAUUUAAAGAACAUUAUUAUAAAUACUUCACCUAGCUAGAGAAGUAGCUAGAAUGAUAUAUUUUACAAAAUGAAAACAGAAGGUUCCUAUAAAUAUACAGACUUAUCAUAAGGAUCUAAGGAGGCUAUAAAUUCUCUUUUUAAUUAAUAAACUAUGUAAAUUAAUCCUCCUACAUCUCCUUCAUCUACUACUUAGUGGAAUUCAUUUAAUCAAAGCAUAAAUAAUGCAAAUAGUAAUAUAAAUUUCAGCAAUUUACCUUCUUGUAAAAAUACUUCACCCUGCAAUUCUAAGAUCAUAGAACUUAAUAUAGACAUGGAAAAGCAAGAGUUAUUACCUUAAAUUACUAGAAAAAAAGGUAGAUCUUUACCACCUAUAAAGCUAAAAUAGAAUACUUAAGGAGUAAUUGAACCUAUCAAUCCUUCAAAUGACUCUUUUAAUAAUACUUAAAUUUAAAUUUUACCAUUUAGAUUAAAUAGUAUUAAGAAAUACUCUUACCUAUUUGAUAGCUACAACUAUGUGCAAGAUAAAAUAAUAAACAAUUAAGAAAAUACUCUAUUACUUGAGCAAGAUUCUGAAUUUUCUAAUGUCUAAAUGAUAUUCAAUCAGAAGAGCUCAAAGUCAAACAAAUAUGAAAAUUUAGAGCAAAGUGAAGAUACAAUUUCAAUAUAAAAAUUGAUGAUUAAAUCUCCUGCAAUUAAAAAAUAAAACCCUUUCACAAAGAAAAAACAAUCACUAAAUGUCAGUAAACACAAAGAAUAAAUUAAUCUUCAAUAAAAAUACUCAGACAUUUAAUGUGUUCCUUUCAAAAGCUAUAAAUUCCCAUCUUAAAAAAUAAAUGUAUAAAAAUGA